This is a messenger RNA of Pogona vitticeps (central bearded dragon), 5238 nucleotides long. Lineage: Eukaryota; Metazoa; Chordata; Lepidosauria; Squamata; Agamidae. The record is from RefSeq and is a predicted model, not a curated record.
CCACCACCACCACCACCACCACCACUUCCUCCUCCUCCUCCUCCUGCUCUCUCUCCUGACUCGCUGAGGCCAGCAUGCAACCCACCCUCCGCUAAAGGAAUAAUGCACUAGAAUGUCAGCGUUGAAAAAGAUUUUGCCUGGCAUUCUGCAGAAGCAUUGCUGCAUUUUACCAGACAGGAAUACAGAAUCACAGUGUACCCUCUGUGGCGAGCCUGAAGAGGAAGACGGUGGUGACCUCCUCAAGACCGGGAUCAGUUUUCCAGGGACGCCAGAGGAAGAGCUAGACCAGCCGUACUCAUGGUCUCCUACCCAGCAGCCCUUCGAUGAGGAAAGCUACUCUCCUGUUUCAAGGAACAUGAAAGGAUUAUCUGGCAGUCGUAAUCAACCACAGCUAUGUUCCGCUCAUACAUGUGGUUUAGCAUCCCCUGAAGAUUGUGAACACACCCAUGAUCAUAUCCACCAUGGCCAGGAAUCAAGGCAGUCAUAUCUUCUCAGCCCAACGGAGAGCUGUCCGAUGGACCACCAUCGCUGCUCACCGCGAAGCUCCAUCCAUUCAGAAUGCAUGAUGAUGCCCAUGGUUAUGGGCGAUCAUAUGUCCAGUAGCACUUUCCCCAGAAUGCACUACACCUCACAUUACGAUACUCGGGACGAUUGCACCAUGUCUCACACUAACACAAAGAUUAACCGGAUUCCUGCGAAUCUGCUGGAUCAGUUUGAGAAACAACUUCCUCUCCACAGGGAUGGCUUUCAUACAUUACAAUACCAGAGGACCUCAACGGCCGCUGAACAGCGCAGCGAAAGCCCAGGGAGAAUCCGUCACCUUGUCCAUUCAGUCCAAAAACUUUUCACAAAAUCUCAUUCGCUGGAAGGUUCUUCCAAGAGUAACGUCAACGGGACAAAAGGAGAGGGCAGAGGGGAUGAUCAUCAUCACGGACAUCAUUCCAAACAUGGCAAAAGAAGUAAAAGCAAAGAACGGAAACCUGAGAGUAAGCAUAAAACUGGAAUGAGCAGUUGGUGGAGUUCUGAUGAUAAUUUGGACAGUGACAGCACUUACCGAACACCUAGUGUUGUCAACAGGCAUCACGUAGACCAUAUCUCUCACUGCUACCCUGAAGCUCUCCAGGGACACUUUGGGGACCUCUCACUAAAGACUUCAAAAAGUAACAAUGAUGUGAAAUGUUCAGCUUGUGAAGGGCUCGCCAUGGCCCCCGAUGGCAAAUACAUGAAAAGGAGUUCUUGGUCUACACUCACCGUCAGCCAGGCUAAAGAAGCUUACCGCAAGUCAUCUCUAAACCUAGAUAAGCCUCUUGUUCAUCAGGAAAUCAAACCUUCCCUGAGGCCAUGCCAUUACCUUCAGGUGCCUCAAGAUGAAUGGGGAGGAUACCCUGCUGGUGGUAAAGAUGAGGAGAUUCCCUGCAGAAGGAUGAGGAGUGGGAGUUACAUUAAAGCCAUGGGAGAUGAGGAAAGUGGAGAUUCUGACAGCAGUCCCAAAACAUCACCAAAGGUGGCCGUCCAUCCGGAAUCCUUGCUAAAAUCUAUUGGACAAAGAGCGCUUGGAGACCACCAAAAUCAGAGCUACCUGCAAGCUGCAAGCGAUGUGCCUGGUGGUCACAAUUUGGAUCCAGCGGCAAACUACAAUUCCCCCAAGUUCCGAUCACGGAACCAGAGCUAUAUGAGAGCAGUGAGCACGCUCAGUCAGGCCAGCUGCAUUAGCCAGAUGAGUGAAGCAGAGGUCAAUGGGCAAUUUGAAUCUGUUUGUGAAUCAGUGUUUAGUGAAGUUGAAGCUCAGGCCAUGGAUGCCCUCGAUCUUCCGGGUUGCUUCCGAACCAGAAGUCACAGUUACUUGCGUGCCAUUCAGGCGGGUUACUCUCAAGACGAUGAAUGUAUUCCUGCAAUGGCAUCUUCCAAUAUCACCUCAACAAUCAGGUCAACAACAGCUGUAACUUAUACAAGUUACAAGAAAACGCCGCCGCCUGUACCCCCUCGCACCACCUCUAAGCCACUAAUCUCAGUUACAGCACAGAGCAGCACAGAAUCAACCCAGGAUGCCUAUCAUGAUAGCAGGACUCAGAGGAUUUCCCCGUGGCCUCAGGAUGGUCGAGGGAUGUAUAACUCUACAGACAGUUUGGAUAGUAAUAAGGCCAUGAACCUCGCCAUGGAAACCGCAGCUGCACAGCGCCACAUGUCGGAGAGCCAGAGCACCUCAGUCCGAACCAGCGACAAGGCGAUCCUUGUGACAAAAGCUGAGGAGUUCCUUAAGAGUCGGCGUUCAUCGAUAGGGAUUCAGGUGGAAACAGCAACAGACUCGGAUACUGAGAGCAAAGGGCUACGGGAAUAUCAUUCGGUUGGAGUGCAAGUGGAGAACGACAAAAGACAUGGACGGUUUAAACGCUCCAAUAGUGUAACAGCAGCAGUUCAAGCUGACUUAGAACUUGAAGGCUUUCCAGGACACAUAACAAUGGAGGAUAAGGGACUUCAGUUUGGUGGCUCUUUCCAACGGCAUUCAGAACCUAGCACCCCUACUCAAUACGGUGCAGUAAGGACUGUACGGACACAGGGCCUGUUCAGUUACAGAGAAGAUUAUAGGACCCAAGUAGAUACCUCCAAUCUCCCACCACCUGAACCCUGGUUGGAACCAGCCAUUGAGACAGUUGAAACAGGACGAAUGUCUCCUUGUCGACGAGAUGGGUCUUGGUUUAUGAAGUUACUACAUACUGAGACUAAGAGGAUGGAAGGAUGGUGUAAAGAAAUGGAAAGAGAAGCAGAAGAAAAUGAUCUCUCUGAAGAAAUUCUAGGUAAGAUCCGGAGUGCAGUCGGAAGUGCCCAGCUGCUUAUGUCUCAAAAGUUCCAGCAAUUCUAUUGGCUAUGUCAGCAGAAUCUGGAUCCCAGCGCUAUGCCACGGCCCACUUCACAGGAUCUAGCAGGGUUCUGGGACUUGUUACAGCUUUCGAUUGAAGAUGUCAGUAUGAAGUUCGAUGAACUGCACCAGCUGAAACUGAAUGAAUGGAAAAUAAUAGAAUCACCUGAAAGGAAGGAAGAAAGAAAGGUGCCUCCUCCUGUACCAAAGAAGCCCCCAAAAGGAAAAUUCCCUAUUACGCGAGAGAAGUCUCUAGACCUCCCUGACAGACAACGUCAAGAAGCUCGAAGGCGGCUAAUGGCUGCGAAGAGGGCAGCCUCGUUUCGGCAGAAUUCAGCCACAGAGCGUGCAGACAGCAUAGAGAUCUAUAUCCCGGAGGCUCAAACAAGGCUUUAAAGACCAGUAUUGCUGCAUAAUUUCUUUGUCUUUUUUUUUAAAACAAACCAACAAAGCAACAGCAAAAUGCUUGUACAGUUUGUUUCCUCUCUGCUAUUUUCUUUCCUCACACUUCCUCCCACUGAACAGCCCUGGGUGUUGUGUCCUUUGUGCCAUAUGCACAGUGGAAUGCUUUCAGAUUUCCUCAGAAUUUGCUGAGCCCACCGCAAGAACGACUGUUCGGCUCUUUUUUGUAUUUAUUACCAGACUCAACAAUCAUCUCGAUUGGAUAGGGCUUGUCAAGGGGACCUGACUUAUCCAAUGUGUUCUCAGAGGACAACAAGAAACACCUCUUGAGAUGGAACCCAGCUUACUUUUUUGGUUAUUUAUAUUUUUAUAAAUGAUGUGAUAUCUAGGGUAAGAAUUAACAAACUUUCCAAUGGGUGCAUCUCACCGUUCACCAGAGGCAUUAGCUAAUCCAAGUAGAAGGUGCUACAAAUGUAAAGUGCAAGAAAGAAAGACCCCCUUUUCUCUCCCCUCCCCCCUAACCCUAGUUUCCUUGCCUUGUACCUAGCUAAAGUUUCUGCCCAUGUGCUCUCUGCCAUAUUACUCUACUCAUCUUUGUUACUACACAAUAACACAAAGCCUAUUAUCUCAUGUUGAGUUGAGUUUUUGGAGAUGAACAGGGAUAUCCAGCCAUUAAACUCCAGAAUUCAUCAGGAACAAACAAGAUCAUGGAAAUCUUUUCAUUUUGGGAAAGUCCAGCCUGGAAAGGAAAGCCUGCUCACACAAGUAUCCAGAAGUCUGAAGGAAAAAAUGCAAAAGGACUUGAGUAAAAAGAGAAAAGGAAAGCCUUAAGAAUUUAGACCUUCUGUAGCAAGAUGUGAAAAGUUCUAUCUACUCCUUUGGAACACUCAUUACCUUUUAAACAGUUCUUUUACAUUCUCGUUAUUUUGUUUAAAAACACAUUUUUGUUUAAAUUUUAAAAGCGAUGUUACAUGUAAUAUUUGAAGUUUCAAAAUGCUAUAUCAAUUGAGUUUCCAGGGUAUCCUUUAAAACAAAAAUGAACAAAAAAAACCUUGCUUGUUUAAAAUUCCAGUUGUGACAUUGUAACCAGUUUCAGAAAUAUGAAUGUGAGUGGUAAGUAUAUCUCAGUUUAAAUGGUAAUCUUAAGGUUAAAAGGUGAACUGUGGUUUACAUAUGUAUUUUUUUUCUGGAUUUUUUUUUCCUAUGCAGUAUUUGCUUAAAAAGAUAAAGACAAGUCUCAUCAUAGAUUCAGAUUUGAAAGAGCACGAUUUCAGGAGGUAUGUGACUUCUAACUGUAGAAGGCAAGGAAAAGGAAUGUGUUUCCAAGCACUUGAUUAACACUGAUGCAAAAGCUAGAAACAGUAUGCUCGGGAAUGAAAUAAAUGCAAAUAGUAUUAUUUUACUGUUAUCUACCUUAUCAAAGGUUACAGUCCUAGUUGUUGUCGCUUUUAAGUUUUCAGGUGAAGACACAAGAAAAGAUAUCUUACUAAUACUGAAAUCAGGAUUCUGAGAAAUACAAAAUAUCAAAACUGAAAUCCAUAAGGCAGGUUUCUUUUAUCACUCUUAAUUGAACAAUAUGUAUUUAGCCAUAGGCAGAACAGCUACUUUAAAUUUUACUAUAGCACUUUGGUUGUUCACCUAGAUGAGCACUUUAAAUAUGUACUUUGCAAGCCCUUCUUCCUGUCACCUGACAGGAAAUGCUAGAAGUGAUAGGAGGAUAAGCAGAUCUGAUAGUCGGGUUUUCUCAUUCUCCCUCCCCUUUUCCUCCGGUGUAUUUUGUUAAGCAUGCAUUCUAUUUUAAGGCAAAGCUGAUAUAAGCAUGUUUAGCUUCAAGAUAUGAAUCUUUAGAGUUGAAUGUUUAAAGAAAGGAGGGAACACUGUAAAUUGAGCCUGAUCUCUUAUUGUAGAUUUUACCAAAUAGCCUUAAACUGCAUUUGGAAGCAAAAAAACAAACAAACAAACAAAACUAACCCAGAGGA